Cladocopium goreaui is the source of this 2124-nucleotide messenger RNA. The record is from the annotation of a GenBank genome assembly. NCBI's taxonomy places the organism in Eukaryota, Dinophyceae, Suessiales, Symbiodiniaceae.
AUGUGUGCCUCCAUUGCCCGACAUUGGCGUCAACAUCUUCUACCUGAUCGCUGGUGGCGACUCCUUUGGUCUACCGAGCUGGUGGAGGACCCUGGUGUGAAAUCUGUACAUGCUGCCGAAGUUGAACCUCCUGCCGAAGUUGGUGAACUUCCUGAUGAUGACAAAUCGAUUGAGCCAGAGCCAAGCAUUCUGGAAGAUGAUCCAGAAGCCCCUCAACCUUCAGCACAAGAACUUGAGAAGUGGAAGGCUCAACUUCAUCGACUACACCGUGCAGCAGGUCAUCCAUCCAAGCGCAAUUUGGUGCGCAUGACUCAGGACGCUCAACUGCCUGAGUGGAAGAUUCGUGCAGCAAAAGACUUCUCAUGCCCAAUUUGUCAAGAACUUCAACCUGGUGGACUUUCUUCGAAGCAGAUCCCACCGUCUUCUAUGCAUCCACUUCCAGCUGCGUGGGAACAGAUUGGAGUGGACAUCGCAGAAUGGACAGUGCCAACUCAGGACCUGAAGGUCAAAUUUAUCCUCUUCAUCGACCUUGCCACAAAGUUUCGAGUCACUGAAACCUUGUUUACAUACAAACAUGGAGAAUAUCAAACUGAAACUGCAGACCAGGUCAUUCGUGCCCUGAUGCUGAGGUGGUUGGUCGACAAACCCCGACCUCGCUAUGUGGUCUUUGACAAUGCCAACACGAUGACUUCUGCCAUCCAACCCUACUUUCCACCAGAAGGUGAAUCCUGGGCUCAUGGGAUCACAGAGCGAGGAAUUGGACAAGUCAAAGAAACAGCUUCUCUUCUACAACAAUCGCUACCUGAUCAAGACCCAGUGCUGACCCUUGCGAUGGCAACUUGUGCCCUGAACAACACCGAGUUCACGAAGGGUUUUACCAGCAUUCAAUGGGCCUACGGCCAACAGAACCAAGUUGGUGAUGAUGAUCUACGGCAACAACUUUCGCUUCCAGUGGAUCGCCUGCAGAAUGAGUUCGUGCGAUUGAUGGCUCAACGUGAACUUGCAGAAGAAUGUGCCCGAAAAUCUCGAGCCAAGGUCGCCCUCUCCAAGCUGAAGAACUCAUCGAUUCGACAGCCACUGAGGACCUUCUCUAUGGCUCAGCCGGUCUUCAUCUGGAGGAAGUUUCUGCCUCACACGAUCUAUGCUGGACGCAAAGGUGGACAUCGUCACACAGCCAAACCACGAUGGGUUGGUCCUGGACGAGUCGUCUUUCACGAGCUGACUCCAGGACAACAUGCAGAAGAUCGAAAACAUGUGUUGUGGGUGAUUCUGGGAAACCGUAUCUACAAGACCUCUGUGCACUCUGUGCGGCCCCUUUCAGAGCGAGAGAAAGAGAUCUUUGAAGCACAAGGAGAUGAGUCGCAUGUCUGGAAGCAGCUCAGCGACAUGAUCCCCAAGCGUGAGUUCAUUGACAUCACUGGUGAGGAGCCUACAGAGGAUGAGAGAGAAGAACUUCCUUUGCCCGAGGCACCGAAUGUGGAGACCUUCAUCAAGCCUCGAGUACGUUUUCCCGGGAAGUUUCCGAUCACUUCAGGUGGCAUUCCUUCUCUUCCUGAACUUCCUGCUGGCGCAAUUGGAGCACUGCCGAGCUCUUUGCCCAUGCCGAGUUCCUCAGCCUUGCCGAGCUCUUUGUCUCUGCCGAGAUCUUCAGAGGAGACGGUCAAUGCGUAUGACAACGUCCCUGACCCCUCCAAGAUGACUGAGGACGAGUUGGAGCGAGAAUUUGGAGGAGAAGCAAAGAAACCAAAGAUGACAUCACAUCGCCGAGAUUCAACAAACUCGAAAACACCUCUUCUGGAUCGACCUGAAGGACCACAAGAUGAGAUCCUCAUUGAGGACGAUCAACCAGUACCAGAACCAGAACAGAAGAAGGCCAAGUACGAUGAGGAUGAGAAAUCUGAUGAUGACAAAGAUGGACUGGCCUUGGAUCUUUCUACAGCUCAGAUCUGGAAGCUCAAGUACGACCCUGGCUUCAUUCUGAGUGAAAAGAAAGCCCGAAAGACGGGGCAUCAAGCUGUUCAGCAAAUGCGACAGCUGCAGGCUUUGCAACCUUUUGACUUGAGUCUCUGGCCCAGACGUGAAAAGACUGUUUGCCCUCAGGUGUGGCAUUUGGGUUUUGCCUAG